This is a messenger RNA of Poecilia reticulata (guppy), 3885 nucleotides long. It is a transcript of the gene slc6a4b, whose product is annotated as solute carrier family 6 member 4b. NCBI's taxonomy places the organism in Eukaryota, Metazoa, Chordata, Actinopteri, Cyprinodontiformes, Poeciliidae. The record is from RefSeq and is a predicted model, not a curated record. Gene Ontology annotation, molecular function: serotonin:sodium:chloride symporter activity; serotonin binding. Gene Ontology annotation, biological process: serotonin uptake; sodium ion transmembrane transport; amino acid transport. Gene Ontology annotation, cellular component: neuron projection; synapse; plasma membrane.
CGUCCUCCUCUCCUCUGGAGCGGAUCCUCUCUCUAACUUUUCACAGUCCGCUGCCCCGAACAGGACUCUGCGGUCAUGGCCGGCACUCUGCCCCAGCACGGCUCUCCGAACUCCGGCUACAGCGCCAACAACGCCGCGGUGGUGCCGGCUAUCACCCAGACGGACUCCAGAGACAAAUGGAGCAAGAAGAUGGACUUUCUCUUGUCUGUCAUCGGAUUCGCGGUGGAUUUGGGCAACGUUUGGAGAUUUCCUUACAUUUGCUAUCAAAACGGUGGCGGUGCUUUCCUCAUCCCCUACAUUUUGAUGGCGAUCUUUGGUGGUGUGCCGCUGUUUUACAUGGAGCUGGCUCUCGGGCAGUUCCACCGAACCGGAGCCAUAUCCAUAUGGAAACACAUCUGUCCCAUUUUCAAAGGAAUAGGAUAUGCCAUCUGUGUCAUUGCUCUGUACGUGUCCUUCUACUACAACACCAUCAUCGCCUGGGCCCUGUUCUACUUCUACUCCUCCUUCUCCAGCAUCCUCCCCUGGACAAACUGCGAUAACGUCUGGAACACCCCCGACUGCACCAACUACUUUGGCGUGGACAAUGUGACUUGGACAAAUUCCUCCAGGUCUCCAGCAGAGGAAUUUUACACGAGGAACGUUCUUGAAAUCCACAAGUCGUCAGGUCUGAGAGAUGUCGGGGGUGUUCGCUGGCAGCUGAUGCUCUGCCUCUUUCUUAUCUUCACUAUAGUUUACUUCAGCCUCUGGAAGGGUGUGCGGACCUCAGGGAAGGUUGUGUGGGUCACCGCCACCUUGCCUUACAUUGUGCUUUUCAUCCUGCUGAUUCGAGGUGCAACUCUGCCAGGAGCCUGGAGAGGUGUGGUGUUUUAUCUGAAACCACAGUGGGACAAGCUGCUGGAGACCAGUGUGUGGGUGGACGCUGCUGCUCAGAUCUUCUUCUCUCUGGGUCCCGGGUUCGGCGUUCUCUUGGCUCUUUCCAGCUACAACCCUUUUACAAAUAACUGCUAUCGUGACGCCAUUGUGACCAGUUUGGUGAACUGCCUGACCAGCUUUGUGUCAGGCUUUGUAAUCUUCACGGUGCUGGGCUACAUGGCAGAGAUGAGGAAGGUUGAGGUCGAGGAUGUGGCCAAAGACAAAGGGCCAAGUCUACUUUUCAUCACAUACCCAGAAGCAAUUGCAAACAUGAUGGGGUCCACUUUCUUUGCUAUAAUUUUUUUUGUGAUGAUGAUCACACUGGGACUCGACAGUACGUUUGGAGGGCUAGAGGCAAUCAUCACUGCUGUGCUGGAUGAGUACCCAGAUUACUUCUCUCACAGACGUGAGCUUUUUGUCCUGUGCUUGGUGGUCGUCUGUUUCCUGGGUUCUCUGAGCACGCUCACAAAUGGUGGCGCCUAUGUGGUGAAGCUGCUGGAGGAGUUUGGAGUGGGAUGCUCCAUCAUUGCUGUGGGUUUCCUUGAAGCUAUUGCAGUUUCCUGGUUCUAUGGGAUUAAAAGAUUUAGCAACGAUGUUCAGGCGAUGCUCGGCCAAGCCCCAGGAUUGUUCUGGAGAGUGUGCUGGGUUGCUAUAAGUCCUGCGUUUCUGGCAUACAUCAUAGUGAGCUCUCUGUUGAAAGCACCUCCCCUCACGCUGUUCGACUACAAGUAUCCAGACUGGAGCAUCACAGUCGGCUACGUCAUCAGCUUCUCCUCCUUCAUGUGGAUCCCCAUGUACAUGGUCUACAAGUUGGUGUGGACCCCUGGCUCUCUCAAACAGAGGCUGGCUGUGUGUCUGAGACCGGAGAGGACCAUCCCAGACGUCCAUGCAGACAGUCUCAACAUGGCCGCCGUGUCGCAGAAAGACAUGAACACCUCUGUGUGCUUGUGAACUCCUCUUUAAUUAAACCACAGUUUCAAGUAAUUUGUGAUUGAACCCCAACGUGACCUGUCAUCAUGACUGUUCUCCUGGUGGUGACGUUGAACACGUCGGAUGGCUUUUUCACAGCAGACUGGCGGAAAGUUGAAUGCUGCUACAUUUGAGGAUCUAAGAUAGCAAUAGCUAUAUCUUUACUUUGUGUGAGUCAGACCUGCAUCACCUGCACAGUCCACAGCUCUGUAAUAUGGCUAUUUUCUCAUGUGAUACUAGUUUGUUGUAUGCUCUGUGGUUUGUUUUAAUAUUAAUGCAGGUGCAUCUCAACAAGAAUAAUCAGAGAAUAUUGAAAAGUUACCUUAUUUCAGAAAUUAAAAAGUGAGUUCAUAAAUAGAUUUAUUACACGGAAAGUGAGAUAUUUUAAGUGUUUGUUUCUCUUUUAUUUGAGGAUGAUGGCUUGGAAAUCCUUUUGUGGUUCUAUAUAACAUAGAACCACAAAAGGAUUUUACUUCAUUAAUUCUGGCUUACCAAAACGUAUGCCCAUAAACUGUACUAAAUAUGCUCUCAGCACUUAGUCCCUUUGCAUAAAUUAUUACAUCAAUGCAGAGAUGAGAUCAGAAUGUGGCUCUGCUACAGUGUUAUAGACACCCAAGCUGCCUUAGCAGCUGCAAAUUGAAGCAUGAAGUUCUCUAAAAUGUCCUGGUAAAUGGCUGUGCUACCUACAGGCAUCAGUGCACCAACACCUGCAGAUGACAUGUUUCUUCAAACCAUUACUGGCUGUGGAAACUUCCCACCAAACUUCAAGCCGCUUAGAUUCUGAAAGAGUAGAAAGGCACAUAAUCUGAGAGCUUGAUUUCCAAAUGAAGACGUCUCUGAUCAAAAGACCGCCAGAGUCUAUGUCCUGGAUGUAUCUAUGCGUGGUGGCUCCUGAAGCUUUGACUAGUGCAACUCUGACUACUGCAGUUUUUCCUUUCUCUUAACUUUCCAUUGACAUAUACAGGACUUUAUUACCAGCCAGCUUCUCUAUAAACCCAUUUUUGUAGCAUUUUCUCCUUGUGGAAAGAGUGAAAUACUGUUUGCUGAACACUUGUCAAGUUAGCCAACUUUGCCACUGCUGUGUGUGUCAUAACAUAAUAUUUCUGUGUUAACACUCAUACUGUAAUUAAACUUGUGUGACAUUUUAAUUUUAUGAGAAGCAGAUGUUUGGAUUUUGUUUAGUUGUAAGCCAUGAUCAUUAAAACAUACCACUGUGUAUGUAUCAAAUAUGUAAGAUAUUACUGAAGAUUUAAUUCCUUGUCAUGCACUCAUAUUAGAGUUUGCCAAGGAGUGUAACAUUUAGAUUGUAAUUAUAAUAUUUAUUUAAUUAGGAAGCACUUUCUCCACUAUUUACUUGUUUGAUGGCAUUAUUUUCCAACAGAGGGAUUUAGAUUUGAUCACCUCUUGGGCCAAAUGUUGCAUUUACUUUUAGGUUCCCUGCAACAAAGCCCAAAACAGGUUGACAGGUAUUUAUAGUUUUUACCACAUCGUUGUAUUUUAUGAUCUGGCUCUGAAGUAUAAUAAUUUAUUAGGAAGGACUGCUGCUGAAUUAAUCCUAAAAAAAGGUGUAUUACCCUGUUAAAUCACACAAAAUGUAACCGAACAACACAGAAAUCAGAAAAAUAUGAAAUUAUACCAUUGUCUCACUUUAAAAGCAGGAAUCCUCUCUGGUGAUAGUACGUGUGAAAAUGUUUCUAAUUAAUUUCUAAUCUAAUUUUUCAGAUGACAUUCAUAUUUUUAAAAAAACAAGUUUCCUAAUAAUGUCCUUUGACUCUCGUUGGACUGUUUUGCCUUAAGUUGAACAUGUGUGCAAAAACUGUAAAGGUGGUAACAAUAUUGUGCCUCUCCAUAAGAAGUUUUUACUCUAAAGACUGUUCAGAUAUUUAUCAGAACAUAUAUUAUGUUUUAGUCACAAGUGUUAUUUUAAAUGCAUUAUUCAGAGACUUUUGUGAUGAUUGUUGUGUCCUCCCUGACAUGGUUUCUGCAAAAUGUGCAUAAAGUGAU